Messenger RNA from Vombatus ursinus (common wombat), 6286 nucleotides. It is a transcript of the gene PPM1F, whose product is annotated as protein phosphatase, Mg2+/Mn2+ dependent 1F. The record is from RefSeq and is a predicted model, not a curated record. The transcript has 8 exons. Gene Ontology annotation, cellular component: cytosol. Gene Ontology annotation, molecular function: protein serine/threonine phosphatase activity; cation binding. The coding region runs from base 288 to 1574 and encodes 428 amino acids. NCBI's taxonomy places the organism in Eukaryota, Metazoa, Chordata, Mammalia, Diprotodontia, Vombatidae. Gene Ontology annotation, biological process: negative regulation of protein kinase activity; protein dephosphorylation.
GGAGCCUGGGAAGGAAGGGAGGAGGGGAGAAAGAGCAGCAUCCCCCCCACCACCUAGAGGAUAUCAGCUGAGUGAUGAGGGCAGGAGCCAGAUUCCAGAGGGAAAGGAGGCCGAGGGGAGAGAGACGGGGGGCCACGGACAUCGACAGCCGGAGACGUAGGACGUGGGGACGUUGUUGACAGGGUACCCAGACGUCAGCAAACCGUUUCUUUGUCUCUCCUGCCUUCUUGUGGAAAAGCUAGAGAGAGAGCAGACUUCCCCUGAGAAGCACCAGCAAUGCUCGCACGAUGACCUCGGCCGCCCCAAAGGAGAGAGGGCCGCCGGCCCCCAGCGCCGAGGCUGCCCAGAAGUUCUUGGAUUCCUUCCUGCGGGAGUUUCCAGGCCCCCUGAGCCCGGAGGCGGCGUUGCCGUGGAAGGUGCCAGGAGCUCGUCUGAGCCAGGACGAGGCGGAAGGCGACCUGAUUGAGCUGGCCCUGGGCCUCCUCAGCAGCAGGAAUGCGCUGUUGCCGCUGGCGUGCGCGCUGACCCACGAGGCCGUUACCCAGCUCAUGCAGGCUGACCUGUCCGUCUUCAGGCAAUUGCCCAAGCUAGAGAAAGUGGAGGAAGAGGAGGAAGAUGGGGUCAGUGUCUCCUUGCUGGAUGCAGAGAGCCUGCAGCGAUGUUUCUUCGGUAAGCUUUGGGAAGUUUGUAGCCAGUGGCAGAAGCAGAUGCCAGCCCCUUCCAGAUGCGCUUCUCGUUCCUGGCUGACUUCCAUUCAUGCCAUCCGAAAUACCCGCCGCAAGAUGGAGGACCGCCAUGUUUCGCUUCCCACCUUCAACCAGCUCUUUGGUUUCUGUGACCAGGUGGAUCGAGCCUACUUUGCCGUUUUUGAUGGUCAUGGAGGUGUCGAUGCUGCCAACUACGCUGCAGUCCAUUUGCAUGUUAAUGUUGCCCGGCAUCCAGAGGUGACCAGAGACCCCGCAGAGGCCCUCAGGGCAGGGUUCAAGCAGACUGAUGAGAUGUUCCUCCGGAAAGCCAGGCGGGAGAAGCUUCACAGCGGCACCACAGGGGUCUGCGCAUUCCUCGUGGGACGCACCAUCCAUGUGGCCUGGCUUGGAGACUCCCAGGUCAUGCUGGUGCAGCAGGGGCGAGCCCUGGUGCUGAUGGAGCCUCACAAGCCCGAGCGCCAGGAUGAGAAGGAGCGCAUAGAGGCCCUGGGUGGGUUUGUGUCCUACAUGGACUGCUGGAGAGUCAAUGGCACCCUGGCUGUUUCCAGAGCUAUCGGGGAUGCCUUCCAGAAGCCUUACGUGUCUGGCGAGGCUGAUGUGGCCUCCCACGAGCUCACGGGCACGGAAGACUACCUUCUCCUGGCCUGCGACGGCUUCUUCGACUCCGUCUCGCACGAUGAGGUAGCCGGCCUGGUCCGUGACCUGUUGGUCCAGAGUGAGGGCAGUACUCUGCGGAUCGCAGAAGAGCUGGUGGCGGCUGCCCGUGAGCGGGGCUCCCAUGAUAAUAUCACUGUCCUGGUGGUCUUCCUCAGGGACCCUCAGGAGCUUCUCAAAGACUGCAUUCCUGAGGCAGCAGAUGCCCAGUAGGACCCGAGUGUGGGAGCCUCAGUCUCUGCCUUCUUGGGGCUCCAGAAUGGCACUCUGGACAGCAGCUUGGGGUCCCAAGAGGUCCUGCGGUGUGGGUACCUGCUCCCCUGUCUCCCCACCCCAGGACUCCUUAGGAAAUGAGGGGCCACAGUAGGACAUAGAGGCUAGCCUGGGCUGCUUUCUUCAGUGUUACUAACCCUUUCCCAGGGUCUCAUGUCCAGCGCCCCCCUCCCAGAGAUGUGAAAACUGGGUUCUAUCCUGUGCAGUUAGGUCAAUGGUCCCCUGAAUUCUCAGGAGAGAAAUGUCCCAGACAGUUACAAGUUAUUACCAAAGAAAGCAUUCUGUAGAGCCGCCUGCCCUCCUCGCCCCGGGGCCAUCCUGGGUAGGCAUUCACAGGCCAAGCAGACCAAAGACAAGCAGGUUGGCCCACGUACAGGCCUAGCCCUCCCUGCUGGGGGCAGAGGAGGAGCAGGAAAGGGAAGCCUCCCGCCUGCCCUCCCCGCCCCCUCAGCGACCUUCCAGGGUCAGCGCUGGCCACCUGGCAGGCCGGGCCCUCUGGUCCCCUCUGUUACCAGCCCUGCAUGCCAGGGCGAGCCAGGUGUCCUGGUCAGUGCCCUGUGAGCUUGACUGGGCUGAACGUUAGGGCAGACCCUUCCUGGGCAGUGUUACUUUGCAGUGGUUUUAUUUUCAAGAAGAGGAUGUAAAAGAAAAGCCUUUUUAAGUGGCUUUGCCAACCCUCCAAGUGCCUUCAGCCAUCUCGGACGGGAAGUCACCAGGUGCACAGUUUAAGGUUUCAAGAGGGGGACGGUGUCCCACGCUAGAGGGGGCAGGAAUCCAGCCUUACCAAGGAUUUGUUUAUAAAAUGGCCCCGGGGGAGACCAGUGAUUUUCCUGGAGUGGAAGAACGUACCAAAAGCCUGGGUGGGGGGCAUCUGGCCCCAGGAAGAACAGGACCCUGGGGUGCUUGUUAGGAAUGGCCUGAGGCAUCUGGCCAUGUCCACCUUUGUUACCCACCUGGCUUAGCCUAGAAAUCUUGGGACAACUUGCUCCCUUCCACUAUGCCUCACUUUCCUUUCCUGUGAAAUGGGUGGGUUUGAGUAGUGGAUCACAGAAUUGGAAAGGAGUCAGAAGUCAGCCUUUACCUGAGAGGAAUCUCCCAUCCUGCAUCCCUGACCAAUGGUCAUCCCACCUCCAGGGAGGGAGGCCCACGAGCUCCUCCUCCUCCUCCUCCUCCACCUCCCAAAGGUUCCGAUUUACUUGGAGGCUGCAGAUGCUCGAGCUCCCUGUGGACUGCUCCCCUCCUGGCCCAAUGAUACAGAUGAUUCUGUGACCUCUGAGCCAGGAUCCAAGGCCACGUGGCUCCACGUUGGGCGGCUGCCCUGGCGUUGGGUCGGCGUCUUCUGUUGGGAAAACCACUGGCGUCUGCUGAUGGCUCUCGUUUGCUGAGUGCCUGCCGGCAGCAGUUCCCAGGGUCAUUUUGACUUUGUUGUGGAGACCGAAUCCCGGGGGAGAGGGCCCGGCCAGGCUGUAAGGAGGCAGAGGGUCCGAUCUCGCCUCCCAGGUCUGCCCUUGAGCUCUUGUGGUCCCCAGCACCUGGUCUGGAUGCCCCUGCCUGCGGUGCCACAGGAGAAAAGCCUGGGAGAGAUUUCCAAGAAUCUGCACUAGAAGGUCCAAUGGACAGCUCCCCUACAACAAUGGGGAGCUCACCCCCUCCGUGCCAUUAUCCAGUGGCAUGUGUCACGAAGAUGAAUGUCAGCUGGAGGGAAGCUCCAGGGGAGUCGGGAAGCGCUCUCCGAGCUUGGCCGGUGGUGCCCACUCAUCCGCACGAGGCCGGGCCCCAGCUGCCUCCUGUCCUUGGUUCUGAAGCCUCUCGAUGGGCAGACCCAGAGCUCUGUUGGUCACUUGGCACUCUGGACCCUGGAGCACCUUGGGGACAGCUGUGGGGAAGAAGGCCCUCUAGCUCUCGGCCAUGACUAGUGUGGACUGCUUCAUUGUUCGCACCUUCCAUUCCCCUCGUUCUGCUCAAAGAUGUGGGCCUCACGAAGAAUGGCUGAUUCACAGAUGCUCCAUGCCACGCCACCUGACUGGUCUGCUCCCUCCCGUUCCUCGCCCAUCUCGGGGCCCAGGGGAGCGGCCCAUGCAGGACACACCGCCACUCCUCCCAGGUCCACCUUGGAAGCCAGGCUGCUGUGGCCGAGGGAAGGAGAGAAUCCCAGGAUGCUCGGUCCGCACUCCCUCUCCCCAAACAUUUCACCAUGGAAAACCUUAGUAGGUGAGGCUGAUUCUAGGGGCACCCCUCAAGUCCACAGUUGUUUACAGCUCUUUGCAAGACCCUGUGUACCCCGUUAGUGCUGAUUUGAUGCACCAGCUGCUUAGCCAGUGUAGACCACACCUGCCUUCCCCACCCCCGGGUCCUGGAAGGACUGACAAGCAGCUUGUGCCUGGAGCUGUCCUGACCCUCCCAGGUCAGCGUUUGCCAGAGCUGUGCCCUUGAGAAUCCAGGCCGAGGGGAAAGACAGCUCCUUUCUGGCUCAGAUAGACUGGUGGGCCAGCCUGGAACCCAACCACAGGGUCCUAACUCGGUGCCUUUCCAGGUGGGGCCGGCCGGGUCCAGCCCGCCUGACUCCUAGUGGCUGCCUCUUGACCAGCACCAGGGAAAGCUUUCUUGGGUUUAGCCAGUCUGGCGUCUUCUGUCUCAGUCAGGUGCUGGAUGCCCCUUCCGGGCUGGGUCCAGGGCCCUGAGGAGCACUGGUGGCCACGUGGGACGGAGCGAGGGGCUUUGCUCCACCUGGGGGUUGGCCCUCCCAGCCGAGUGCCAAGCAGUUGGUCGGGACUGCUCUGCACAGUAUCCCUGUCUCCAGCAGAGAAGGAUGAUUAAGUAUUAUUAGUGUCUAUUUUUAAAAUUAAGUGGGUUGGGAGACUGAGCUGCAAAUGUCAGCUCCAUAUACAGAAAUACCAAGCGCUAGGAGCCAGGUGCCCCCCUCCCCCAACACCCUUUUUUUUUUUUUAAGGUACCGCUAAUCUUGAUGCUUUUUCUUCUGGGAGAGCGGGAGGGGAGGGAGACCGCGGCCUCUAAAGGAGAUGGGAGGCAGACAGUGAGGAGAGGUGCCUGCCUAGGUGGGCACGUUGCCCCAAGGCUUGUACUGCCCACAGCGAGGCCCCAUCCUUCCCCUUCCUUCCCCCUCCUGUCCCCGGUGUCAAGAUGGUGGAGGACAGAAGAGCAGUGGGCCUAACUCGGGAAGGUACUGGUACUGUUCCAGGCCGUGCCCAGCGUCCCGGACGUUUCAGUGUCCCACAGUGCUUUUGCUGACCCCUUAGGCCACCCCCCCUCCCAGCACCGGCUUCCUCAUCGGUAUUAUGAAAGUUAGUCGAGAUGGGCCAGAAGGUCCUUCUAGCCUCAACAUCAUCCCUUCUAGCCCCGCGCACUCUGUGACUCUCCUAAAGGCGGAGUCCGGUUCCCUGGGAGCCCUGCUCCUUGCUGCCUCCAAGCUCAGCUGGACUCUGGGUUAGGACUGGCAGUCUUCAACCCCGAGGCCUUGCAUGGCUCGGGUUGUAGGGCGAGUGGAAAAAAGUGUCCUGGGUGAACCAAGGGCUGGCCAGGGCUAAAAAAGAGCAAAGAGGGAGGGAGAGUGAGUGAGUGGGUGGGUGUGUGUGAGAGAGAUGAAAGCAAACCAGGCCUUGGGCUAUAAAGGUGUGUUGGCCCCCGAGGGGUGUGGGGGAUUGGGAUGGGGAGAGCGCAGCCCAUCCCUGGCCACAGUCUGCUAACGUGUAGAUGAGCUCAGACCUAGCAGGCAGCCUUGAAUGCAAGCGCUUUCUGGCCCAGGGCUAAUAUUCCUCAGCCUCACUUGGCGUUCCUGUGGUUGAGCAGAGCACACGCAAACACGUUUCCUGCCUCGGUGUCCAGGCACAGCUGUGGCCACAGGAGGCCCUGGGGAUGCAUGGCCAGAAGCAUCGUCUCACAGACUAUGCUGGGAGUUUUGUGUACUGGUCCAGCGUGGUAUUUAGGAAGGACAUACGCAAGCCGGAGGGUGUAUAGAGGAGGGAAGCCAGGAUGGAGAGUGGCCUGAGAAGUGGGAUGUGAUGAAGGGCUGCCACGUGAGAGGGAUUAGACCCGGGCAGUACUAGAAACAAUGUGGGUGGGACAGCUUGACCUGAGGAGAAAAUGCCCAGGGAUUGAGUUGUCUAGACCUGGGCUGGUUGGGUCUGGCAGCACGUGGCGCCCCACGGAUGGGGUCUUUGCUUGGAGGCUGGAUAGAGUGACCUGGUGGUAGAGGCUUCCCGCACAAAGUUAGGCUACGUGGCUGGGGUCUCCCUGCCCCCUCCCCCCCAAUAUACACUGAGUCAGUAUUCAGAGGGGCCCUAGCCAGGUGGUGCGAUGCGAAGAGAGUCUGAUUUUCCGUUUGUCCCUCCCCCAGGAGGAGCAGGCCUCGCAGGCCUCCUUCCAUUCCUAUCAGAAACCUUUCCCAGAGAUAACGGGGUGGCCACAGGCUUGGGGGGAGGGGGGCAGAGGCUCAAGUACUUGUUCUAGUCGUCUCUUGGACGGCCACUUCCUCUCCCCCCACCCCUGCCCCAAUUUCCUUACCAAUAAAGUUGGGGGGGGGUGUCUUGCUGGCCUCGGGCCUUCCCCGGCUCGGACACGCCUUGGCUCUGGAAUAAGACAGUAUUCUUUGCCAAUAAAUCCCCCUUUCUCCUUUGGCCGGUGGAGGCUCCUCA